UCAAUAAAUUCUGAUGACAGGUGUCGUUCCCUAUCAUAUCCUAUCAAACUUCAAAUACUUCCAUAACUAUCUUCACAAUACAUUUCCGCUGAAACCACCCCUAUAAAAGGACCAUGGCGGUUACGACAACGAAACAGCUCCAGGGAACGCCUAAGGCUCAACCUGUAAAGCAGACAUGGAGGCAGCCAUCACAUCCAGAUACCAUCGCAGUCCGGUCUUCACCUGCUCUCGCCUCGAACUCAGAUGCUUCUACAGGACCCUCUUUCAACCUCACUGCAGUUGCCAGCAUGGAUAUCCCGGCCAAUUCGCUCAUCGCGGAAAACACGUCCACCACUCUCGCCUCAGAGAAGGAUUACUCCACCGUUCAAAUCUCGGCAACGCAUCAUAUCAGACUGAACUCGGAUCUACUGUACUGCAACCAUUCGUGUGACCCAAAUGUCCGCUUCGUAACGUCCACGCUUUCUUCACCUGACGUCGGGUUGGAAGAACCUGUUGCCGGUGCAAUUGAGGUCUGGAGCACGAGGGACAUUCCGGCCGGAGAAGAACUGCGUUUUUUCUACCCAAGCACCGAGUGGGAGAUGGCGCAGCCGUUUCACUGCUCUUGUGGAGCGGAGAAUUGCCUGGGUUUGGUUGAUGGUGCGAAAAAUGUCCCGGUAGAGGCAUUGAGGAGAUAUUGGCUCAGUGGACAUAUCGAGUCUCUACUGAAUGAAAAGCAUAGGCCGAAUUGAUUCUCUAAAACGCGGGAUUUCCUUAUUUUUGGAACAAGGAGAGCAUGAGCAAAUAAUAUUCUUUGAUUAGAGCGGAGGGUACUUUCCGCUGAGUCUGCUCUUCAGAGGUAUGAACAUAGACAGGAAGC
Molecule: messenger RNA, 856 nt
Organism: Histoplasma capsulatum G186AR
Lineage: Eukaryota; Fungi; Ascomycota; Eurotiomycetes; Onygenales; Ajellomycetaceae
Exons: 1
Coding region: 114-728 (204 amino acids)
Molecular function (GO): protein binding
Source: RefSeq, a predicted model, not a curated record